AUGUUGUGCAGCAGCCCACCGCCGUCACGUGCGCCAUGUGUCACGCCCGCUACAGUACAUUUGCACCGGGUGCACGUGCCACCAGUGCGCGUUGAGGCGCGCGCGCACGUCGUCGGGCAGCACGUGCGGCAGGUUGUGCAGCAGCCCGCCGCCGUCACGUGCGUCACGUGUCACGCUCGCUACAGUACGUACGUGGCGGGUGCACGUGCCACCAGUGCGCGUUAA
This is a messenger RNA of Parnassius apollo (apollo), 225 nucleotides long. NCBI's taxonomy places the organism in Eukaryota, Metazoa, Arthropoda, Insecta, Lepidoptera, Papilionidae. The record is from the annotation of a GenBank genome assembly.